Brassica napus (rape) is the source of this 1653-nucleotide messenger RNA. RefSeq lists its product as uncharacterized. The record is from RefSeq and is a predicted model, not a curated record. Gene Ontology annotation, molecular function: catalytic activity. The transcript has a single exon. Bases 1 to 1653 code for a protein of 550 amino acids. Lineage: Eukaryota; Viridiplantae; Streptophyta; Magnoliopsida; Brassicales; Brassicaceae.
AUGGUCCCAGCAAGCCCAAUUACAGUAAGGAGCACAGGUAACAAAAGAAGGACAGUACAAACUGCAACUACGCCAAAAUGCCGUAAAAAGCUCCACUCGGAGGGGACACAGACUGGAUCAAAACAGGCACGGGAGAAGAAAAGAGGAGAAACUUCGAGGCCUGUGACAUCAGGAGCUCAAUCCCACUCAUCGGACAAUGUACCACUAAGUCGAAUGAUCCCCAAGGUACCUAGGAGGAGAUCGGAUUUUCAGGAUCCGGCCGCACCCCCGCACCCGCUCCUUAGCGAUAGGAAGCUGGAACUGUCAGGGGUUGGGGAAUCCCCGGACAGUUCGACGUCUCAAGGAAAUCUCAAGGAAGUUCCGACCGAUAUCAUAUUCCUAAUAGAGACUAAAAAUCCCAAUGACUUCGUACUCCGCAAGUGCGAUCAACUAGGAUACGAAGAACAUCACCUUGUUCCUCCAACUGGGCAUGGAGCUGGGGGAUUGGCUUUGCUUUGGAGACAAGAAGUGAAACUGACCGUGUUGUACUCUAAUGCACAUGUAAUCGAGACAAUGAUUGAAUUUGAAGCAAAAAAUUUCUACUCGAGUUUUGUGUAUGGCAGCACGGAUAGGCACCAAAGAAAUUUACUCUGGCAACAAUUACUCAUAUCUACAGAAGCUAGAGAUGCUCCUUGGUUCUUAACUGGAGAUCUAAACGAUCUGCUCAACAGUGAUGAAAAGGUGGGAGGUCCGGAUAGACCGGAGGGCUCUUUCUCCGACCUCCGCACUUUCUUCUCAGAGGGGGACCUGUACGACCUUCACCACUCUGGAGAUCCAUUAUCAUGGAGAGGGAAAAGAGGAACCCACUUAGUGAGAUGUAGACUUGAUAGGGUAGUUGCUAAUAGCUCAUGGGCAGAAAAUUACCCGACAGCACGAUGUCAGUAUCUAGAGUACGAAGGGUCUGACCACAAGCCAUUGAUGUCGUUCCUGGACCCAAUGAUCAUGAAACGGAGAAGCUUAUUUAGAUACGACCGAAGGCUCAACGAAAAUGAGGAGGCAAAAAAGCUUAUUCGGGAAACUUGGGCUGCUGCGCCAGAAUCUCUGGUACUGGAGAAGCUAGCAACGACAAGACGGACGAUCUCAGAAUGGAAUAGGCUUCAGCAACAUAACAGCGGGACUCUAAUAGAUCAAUUGAAGCAUCAACUAGAAGAAGCCCUUACUAGCCCUAUGGAUGAUACCGUUUUGAUCAAAGGGAUCAAUGACAAACUUGGCGAAGCGUACCUGGCGGAAGAAGCGUUUUGGAAGCAGCUGAGUCGGCUUCUCUGGCUCCAACUUGGAGAUAGAAACACAGGUUUCUUUCACGCCACAACAAAGAACAGGAAGAGGGCGAAUGCUUUCACCGUAAUGGAGGACACAGACGGCAGACUGGUCUACAAAGAAGCAGAAAUAGCAACGACUGUUGUGGAAUACUUUAAAAAUCUGUACACCUCGGUGGAAGGAACCAGAUGCGACACAGUCCAAUAUGCGCUUGACCAAGUCAUUACUCAGGAAGACAAUGAAACUUUGAUUCAAAUACCCUCGGAGAGUGAAAUAAAAGCGGCUGUGUUUGCAGUAAAAGGGGAGAAACCACCCGGCCCAGACGGGUUUUCCGCGAGCUUCUACCACACUCACUAG